This is a messenger RNA of Sciurus carolinensis (gray squirrel), 3298 nucleotides long. It is a transcript of the gene Bnip1, whose product is annotated as BCL2 interacting protein 1. The transcript is spliced from 6 exons. Gene Ontology annotation, molecular function: SNAP receptor activity. The record is from RefSeq and is a predicted model, not a curated record. Gene Ontology annotation, biological process: retrograde vesicle-mediated transport, Golgi to endoplasmic reticulum. Lineage: Eukaryota; Metazoa; Chordata; Mammalia; Rodentia; Sciuridae. Gene Ontology annotation, cellular component: endoplasmic reticulum; SNARE complex. The coding region runs from base 25 to 609 and encodes 194 amino acids.
CGGCCCGUAGCCGGCGUCUCCAACAUGGCGGCCCCCCAAGAUGUCCACGUCCGGAUCUGCAACCAGGAGAUCGUCAAGUUCGACCUGGAGGUGAAAGCGCUUAUCCAGGAUAUCCGAGACUGUUCUGGACCCUUAAGUGCACUCACCAAACUGAACACUGAAGUGAAAGAGAAGUUUCAGCAGCUGCGCCACAGAAUACAGGAACUUGAGCAGUCGGCUAAGGAGCAAGACAAGGAGUCGGAGAAGCAGCUUCUACUGCAGGAAGUGGAGAAUCACAAAAAGCAGAUGCUGAGCAAUCAGACCUCGUGGAGGAAAGCCAAUCUCACUUGCAAAAUCGCCAUCGACAACCUAGAGAAGGCAGAGCUUCUCCAGGGGGGAGACCCCCUGAGGCAAAGGAAAACCACCAAAGAGAGCCUGGCCCAGACGUCGAGUGUCAUCACGGAGAGCCUCAUGGGGAUCAGCAGGAUGAUGUCACAGCAGGUGCAGCAGAGUGAGGAGGCCAUGCAGACUCUAGGUGCUGCGGACUGCCCCCAGGCACCGGCGCAUCCACUGGAGGCAUUUGGCACCCAGGCAGCACUGGGCAAGAGGCCUGGCAUCGGCUCUCAGUGAGGGCUCGGUCCUGUGUGACCAGGCAGGCUUGGGAGUCGUGACUGCUGUCAGGACGCUCAGCCCCGUCUACAGCUGCGCUCCUGAGAGUUUCUGACUGAGUUCCUUUGCAGAGGUGCCAGUCAGAGGCUGCGGAACUCGGAAGGGGCACAGUAGACAAGGACAGCGAGCGUGGCGGUGUGGAGCCCCGGCCCCUUGCCUCGCUGCAGCCCGCCUUGUCACGUCCUGCUUGCUUUGAAGCCAACCCAGAUGUCAUCCACAAGUCUCUCAACUCUCCUCUCCAAAAAAUAAUACACCAGGGUCUCUGGGGAAAACAAAUGCAGAACCACAGUGCCAUCACUACCCAAUAUUAUCUGUAAAUCCCAACCAUUUUAUUUCUUCUUUUCACCUUUCAAACAGGAACAAAAAGAAAGCAAGCCUGUGUCCCAGAGCUCGCCUCGGGUGCUGGGCGCUGUUUGAGCACUGCGACCCAGGAUGGACCAGGCCCUUGCCCCGUGGUGCACCAUGGCGUGGGAGGGCUGGGAGCAGAACAGGGUGCAGGGGGAGCCGGGCCCAGCAGUGCUUCCGCCUGGGCGUUGCUACUCUGGCGGGGACGGGGCAGGCGCCGCUGAGGGCCUCCGGUGUGCAGAGGGGUCCCCUCGUGUGCGAGUGGUUCUUGGGCACGUUUUAUAGGAGAAGUAUCUAGUGAAGAUGCUUCCUGCCCCUUAUCAUGACCGAAAGGCCUGUUAGGACCACAGUUCUGAAACAAGGCACGCUGGGAUGGGGUCUGCAGCGGGAUCGCGCGGGGGGCUGAGUUGGGGUGGCGGGUCCUGGGUGGAGGCAGGACAGCACUCCGGGAUGCUCGUCGUCUGCUUCGGUGGCACGUCCAAAUCCUCCAAAAAUGAAGUGUAUAAAAAGGAAGGCCUAUCAAGGUUUACCUGUUUUUUUUUUUUUUGGUACCAGGGGUUGCACCCAGGGGUGCUCUGCCCCUAAGGCACAUCUUCAGUUCUUAUCCAGACUGGCCUCAGCCUCCUGAGUCACUGUGAUUGUGUUGGUGUCCCCGGGCUGAGCAGUUUUCUCUUAAGUUCUUACCUGCAUUUUUGAAAGAGGUGAAGAAAGAGGGCUGAGAGGGACUUUGUUCCCUGAGUAUUUUUGCCUCUUAUCUGUCAUUUUCAAAAUGCUGUUUCCUCUGAUAAUUUAUUAGCUUAAUUUGGUGAAAAGUUAAAACACGUGACUUGGUUAAAGGAAAAGUACCAUCCUAGCGCUGCUGGAUAGAAACGUAAGGGGAGCCAGGCAUGAAACCUUAAGUGUUCUAGCAGGUACACGUAUUCGGUAAAGAGAAGCGUGAAAUUAAUUCAAGUGACUUACUUCAGCCAUUAUAUGUGAAAUAGUCCCAUGUCAUCAGGCAAUUAAUAGUAAAAUUAUUGAAAAGUCACCACUCAGUAUCCAUGAGGGACUGGUCCAGGAACCCCAUGGACAUCAAGAUCCGAGGAUGCUCAGGUCCCUUCUGUAAAAUGGCAUCGUAUUUGCAAACCCCCCCGCAUGCCCCUGUGUGCUUUUCGGCAUCGCUGAUGACUUGUGAUGCCUAGCACAGUGUGGGUGCCAUGCAGGUAGCCAUUACGCGGUGUCGUUCGGGGGAGCAGACAAGGAGGUCUCUUCGUGUUUACAGGUGCGUUUUUUCCACAAGUUUUCAUUUGAGGUGGGUGGAAGCCCCGGGUGAGGAGCCUGUGGACGUGCUGGACUUGCCUUCCCUCCUGCUGUCUGCGACCAUGCGUGUGUUCACACUUACAGAUCUCAGUUGGGAUCAGCCACAUUUGUAUGGUCAGGCGCCUGAGGGUGCUGCGGCUGCUGUGUGGUGGGAGCAAAAGGUGCCAUCUGAGUAGACAGACAGAAACUGCAGCGCGUUCUCCUGAGAGGCCGGAGACCCCUGGCCUUCCUCCUCCGGGCCCUCCCCAGAGCCCACCUGGCUUCCCGUUUCUCGUGUCCCUGGCGCUGGCUCCUGCCCAGGCGCAGCAGCUCACGGCCCUGUCUGCCCUUGUGGCACUCAUCAGUGGAUGUUCCGAGGACGCCUUGCCAGGCUUUGCAGGAGAGACUGGCCAGGCGGACCUUCUCCCCGUUGUGGGGCCCACAGUCUGCACUCAGGACUCCUGGCUCAGGGAGCCGUGGUUAUCCCCCAGGCUGGGGCACAAGUACAAGUGUUCGUUCCGUCUUGAGAGCUGCGGCCAGUGGCCCAGCACUGAAGGGCUGGUGCAGGGGGUGCUCUCGCCAGCACCCAGGCUGUCCUUGCCUUUGUGUGACCUGCAAAGAGCGGGUCUGACCUCAGGUGUCCUGGGGGCCACAGCUCACCGGUAGAAGGUACCAGUGCCCCCCGCCUGUGAGCAGCCUCACAGCACCUGUCCGUGGUCACCUGGUUGGUCUGGUGGCUGGCGGGUCUUGGCAGAGCCUGUCUGCUUUGGAGAGCUGAGUUUGGUGCUUAGCCAGCCCCUUGCUGCCCUUCUCCCUGCCUGUGUCCACCUUCUAGACCCCCGAGCAAACGCCAUCAGCUGGCUGGGGCCUGGGAGGAGCCUUUCCUGCCAGGGCCUUGUUCCCUGCUCGCUGAGGGGCCGUGGUGGCCUGCCCUGGCUCAGCGCAGUAUGUCAUAUUGGCAGCCAGCCAGCAGCAAGCCCCUGGUCACCUGCGCUGAACAGUCUGAGUCAGGCCCCUGCCUCUUGUG